Symbiodinium necroappetens is the source of this 1509-nucleotide messenger RNA. Lineage: Eukaryota; Dinophyceae; Suessiales; Symbiodiniaceae. The record is from the annotation of a GenBank genome assembly.
AUGGUCUUCCAAUCUGUCGAUUUUGCCAGGCUCGACUUCAUGACUGGCGUUCUCUUGAGAAGCACAUCACAGAAGGCUACGCCACAGUCGCAGCUCGAGCAGGAAAUUGGCGAGGCCCUGAAGCAGCUCAUUCCGGACAGCUCGAAAAUCAAGAUACACUGGCAGCGCACUCAUGCACCGGAGUGGAAGAUGCACUCAGCCAAAAAUUCCAGGGAUCACUCAGCGAAAUGUUCGUCGCUGUUUCAGCUCUUGGCAGUGCGAGCAAUGCGCAGCACGGGAUCAACAGCGCCAAUGCCCGCCAAGGGCCCUGCGCUCAAGCAGUCGGAGCACUCACCAUUGUAUGCUCAGUUUGACAUCACCAAAACCAGUUUGGGGAAAUACCUGCGCAAGGCUGGGGACCAGGACACAGGACCUGGACCUUUGAUCGUCGACAACAUGAUGCUGCUGAAUUCACAGCUGCGCUGCUUUGUGGUCUCGGCCUUAGCCUUGCGCAGUGGGAGGCUCGCUAUCCGGAUCAAGAAGGGGUUCAAGUUCUCCACACUGGAGGAUGGCCCGGUGCUUCUUCAUCUUGCGCGCAAUGCGGAUGCCUCCAAGAAUGAGGUUCGAGCUCUCGUUGAACAUCAUGGAGACAGUGUGGUGUCUGGCUCUGAGGAGUGGAAUUUCUACCAGCAAUACCGCCCAGCUGGUUUUCAGUUGGCAUCGGGACCUCCCUCAGAAGUCUCCACUGCUGCCACUGCUGAGGAGCGAGAAGCCAAGGCUGCCAAACUUGACAAGGGUGGUCGAGGAAAAGGCUCCCAAGGUAAUCCUGGUAGCUCUGGUGAUGGUGCGGGCCAGUCCAACAAACGGCAGGGCCAAUGGGGCAAUGGUGGAGGUGGUCGCCAGAACUGGUCCUGGCAGGGGAACUGGAAGGACAGUGGUUCCUCGGGCGAUGGAGCGGAUCUGCAAGAGAUACAGAAGCUGCUGACGAUGAUGCAGAAGCUGGCCUUGCGUCACGAAGACAGCAUCAACCUUCUGAAGCUGGAGUAUAGCUUUGUGGCCCACAUGAAGCUUAAUGUUCCGGCCAGUGUGGUGCACAUGCUGUAUGUGGCGGCGGAUGGAUGGCGCAAAGUGAAGGCGCAGGAGAUCCAGGCCCUGGAUGGUACCCCGGGGGACGUUGACAAGCUUGCCGAGCUGGGCUGGCUUGUGAAAGGCCCUCCCCUCACGUGGCAUUUCUUGAAGUGGGACUCGGCGGCCCAGCGCAGCAUCAUCGAUACCAACAAGCCUCCUCUGACCAACGCGGAGGUUUUGGAGCACAUCGACACGAUCCUCGCCAAUGCGGUCACCACCAACAGCCUGGCAAGGUUCCAUCCAACGCGCCCCCUGGGAGACACUAUGCAGGGCGAGAGCAUUGUGUUCCUCAUUCAGGUGGGGAACUUUGGAGAUGCGAGCUUGAGUAUUCGCACCAGCCUGAAAGCCCUGAGCUACAAUGCUGCUCUCCAGCUUGUGGCCACCCAGCUGAAAGAGGACAGG